AUGUCGCCCCGGCCAGCCGUCAAGCUCGACACGCCGGUGACUUACCGACUCUACCUCAGCCACAGGUUGCCCGCGAGCAAGAAGGGGGGCUUUGCGGGUCCAAUAUGUGCCUGUCGGACGGCAAAGAUGAUCCAGGUCCCCAAGUCACAGCAGCGGCUCGUUCUACGACAGACCAUCGCGAGGGCGGCUAGCCAGGAGGUCGCGACACGCCAUGCCCUGCCGCUGGACAGCUUCACGGUGGCAAUAGACCGUGCCGUCAUGCUGUUCCGGCGUGGCUGUGCAGCCGAUGAUCAGAACCUGCCAGGGGUUGAUAUACGGAACGAAGACUCGUGGCCUGACGCAGAAGAGGCAAUCCAGUACUGGAGCCACCACGGCCUCGCUGUUCCGGUCUGGAUCGAGUUCUACGUCAAAUCACCUCCUGACCGCGGCCACUCGUUCAGCCUGCCUAGGAAGGCAGUCCCGCCAAGGGGGAACGAAAUCGCUUUCAUCCGCUGCGUCAAGCACGGCCAUUCCAAGCGGCUCAACGACGUCUAA
Diaporthe batatas is the source of this 534-nucleotide messenger RNA. RefSeq lists its product as uncharacterized. Bases 1 to 534 code for a protein of 177 amino acids. Lineage: Eukaryota; Fungi; Ascomycota; Sordariomycetes; Diaporthales; Diaporthaceae. The transcript has 2 exons. The record is from RefSeq and is a predicted model, not a curated record.